Molecule: messenger RNA, 2841 nt
Organism: Loxodonta africana (African savanna elephant)
Lineage: Eukaryota; Metazoa; Chordata; Mammalia; Proboscidea; Elephantidae
Gene: CFAP73
Product: cilia and flagella associated protein 73
Exons: 7
Coding region: 759-1826 (355 amino acids)
Biological process (GO): spermatid development
Source: RefSeq, a predicted model, not a curated record
UUUGCACAUACUGUUCCCUUCCAAGGAGCCCUGGUGGUGCUGUGGUUAAACGCUCGGCUGCUAACCGAAAGGUCGGCAGUUCGAACCCACUAGCUACUCUGUGGGAGAAAGAUGUGGCAGUCGGCUUCUGUAAAGAUUACAGUCUUGGAAACCCUAUGGGGUAGGUCUACUCUGUCCUACAGGGUCACUAUGAGUCAGAAUCGACUUGACAGCAACAGGUUUUGUUUUGGUUUUGGGUUCCCUUCCAGGUGGAAGACCCACAGGUGUUUGUUAAACUAUUUUGAGUAUUUUUCUAUAAUAUCACCCCCUGCACGGCUGUUUCAAGGGUUAAAUUAGAUACCAUGUCAGCUCUUUCACUCCCAUCGUCCCCAUGCACGUACCCGCCACCUCCAAGUCCAGAUCACAUGUCCCUUCCAGGCCAGUCUCCAUUAGGAGGUACUGAGGGCACCCCUCUAUCUGCCCUAACCAGACUGGGGACCCCAUGAGACAUGGCCAGGUUAGCCCAUCACCAGCUCAGGGCUGGAUGGAAUGCAGCAGGCCCUCAGCGCCUUUCCUGGGAGUGAUAGCCCAGGGCUGGACCAGAUUUUGGGCACUGUGAGAGGCAAAUUCUUGGCCAAGAGACCCGUGUUCUUUCCACUGCACCCCAAUUCAGAUCCAGAAUCCAAGGCUCCCCCAGAGGGGCAGACGCUGCUCCCCUCCCCCCCAUCCUCUCCCUCUCCUUCCGGUGUGGAUUCCUCUGGCCUCAGCCAGGAAAUGGAAUGUUGUGUCGUUGGUUGCCCGGGCAACCAGGGCCUGCUUGGUGCUGCCUUCUGGGAGUACUGAGCAAGCAAGUGGCUGCUCCUUCCUCCAUCAGAGCCCCCCAGGCCCUCCUAAGCGUGUGCAAAACCCCAGCCAGUGGAAAGAAAGACGGAAGUAUGGCAGUCCCCUGGGAGGAAUACUUCCGACUGGCCUUACAAGAGAAGCUGCCAAGGAAGAUACCAGAGCAGAAUGUGCACCAGUUCCCCCCAGUGCUGCGGCUCCUGGAGAAGAGGCAGGAGCUGAAGGCUGCAGACCAGAGCCUGCGGGCCCAGAAGGAGGUGUUCCAGACCACGAUGGCGGCCCUACAGCAGCGCUGGGAACAGCUGGAACAGAAGGAGCAGGAGCUAAAGGGGUCCUUUUUGCGCUUUGACAAGUUCUUGCAGGAUGCGGAGGCCCGGCGCAGCCGCGCGCUGCGCAGGGCGGCGGAGGAGGGACACUGCGCGGGCCGCCAGGAGGCGGAGGCGCGGCGGCUGUGGGCCCAGCUGGAGGAGCUACGGCGGGAGCGCGCGCUGCUGCAGCGCAGGCUGGAGCACCUGGCGCCUUGCGCGCGCCUGCUGGGACAGGUGUUGGAGCGGCUGCCCGAGUUCCAGGGGGUCCCGGAGCUGGUGGCGCGCUUCGACAGCCUGGCCGACACGCAGGCGGCGCUGAGGCGCACGGAGCGCGAGCGGCUGGCAGAGCUGGAGGCGGCGCGGGCGCGGCUGCAGCGGCUGCAGGACACCUGGCAGGACGAGGUGCUUUGGCAUGGCCAAAGGCGCGCGCAGCUGCGGGAGCGACUGGAAGAGGCUCGCGAGCGCACGCUGCACUGGGAAUCCAAGUGGAUUCAGAUCCAGAACACAGCAGCGGAGAAGACCCUGCUCCUGGGACGGACGAGGAUGGCGGCGCUCAACCUGUUCCAAGUAGUAUGCCAGCAUCAGAGGCAGCCGCCCAACCUGGACCUCGAGGACACUGAGGGGCAGCUGGAGCAGGUCAAGCAGUUCAUCCAAGACCUCUCCGGCAUGCUGGCCAGCCUCCGUCAGGCUGAACCUUGACCCAGGUGAGCAGUGGGGAAGGAGGGCCCCACUGGGGACCUGGCCCUGGAAAACAGCUCCCACAUUUCCUAUGGGAUGUGGACUGUCUCCUCACCUAAAAGGUGGGCAAGAUCUGAGCCUGCUAGGGUUGUUGUGGGCUUAAAUGACCCUGCCACACAGCAAGUACUCCAUAACUGUGGCCCAUGGUGACAGUGAUGAGGAGUUGUGUGUGGGAUGCCAGUCCCUGCUGGCCCCUCAUCCACUGUGUGGCCUGGCACCAGUGACUCGUGCCUCACCUGUAAACCAGGGUCGGGACCAUACCUUCCCCACCAGAACAGUUGUGGGGAUUAAACUAACUAGCUUGGAUCCUGACCCACAGCAAAUUAAAGUAAGUAGGACCAACAGGGGAGCCCUGGUGGUGCAGUGGUGAAAGAACUAUGGCUGGUAACCAAAAGACUCACAGUUCAAAUCCACCAAUAGCUCCUUGGAAACCCAAUGGGGAGUUCUACUCUGUCCCAUAGGGUCACUAUGAGUCGGAAUCGACUUGAUGGCAGUGGGGUUUUUCUUAGGACCAGCAGGAGGGUCACACAUCAGGGGGUGUGGAAAUCUGUAGGACGGUGCCUGCCCACAAGGCCCCUCCACUGUGGACUGACGGCCCUGCGCUGAAAUUCCAGCCACUGGAGGUUGCCCUUGACCUUCCUAGGACCCCAAACAGGAGUGGGAAGCCUUGGAGCAAGCUGGUGGCCACCGCAGAGGGCAGGCCUGGCUCUGACCUCAGGGUGUGGUGGGCAGUGUUAACCCCUUCACAGCCAGAGGCCGGCCAGAGGGGAGCUGCUGUGCCCUCUGACCCAGACGCUGUACCCCACCCACUCCUACAUCCUCCUCCAGCUACAGCCUGUCCCACAGGAAGCAGGGGAACCACCAGCAUCAGGCUCCCCAACCAAGGCAACUGCCUCAGCCUCUGAGCCUCAGUUUUGUCAUCUGCAAAAUGGAGACACCAACACAGCCCACCCCAGCGGGCUGUGGGAGGCCAGGU